Alnus glutinosa is the source of this 1739-nucleotide messenger RNA. RefSeq lists its product as uncharacterized. The coding region runs from base 118 to 1689 and encodes 523 amino acids. Lineage: Eukaryota; Viridiplantae; Streptophyta; Magnoliopsida; Fagales; Betulaceae. The record is from RefSeq and is a predicted model, not a curated record. The transcript has 3 exons.
GCUAAAGUUUCCAAGUACUAUCAAGUAUAUAUGAAUUAAAUGCUAGGACGACAGCCACAUUACCAAAUUUAAUUGCCUUGUUGCGUGGAAACUUGCUACCACCGGAACCCAUAUCGAAUGGAGUCUCAGUAUGUUGUUUCCAUUAACGAGAUCGAGAAGUUUGUCAAAAUAGAAGCCGGAGAAGGAAGCAACAGCCACGACGGGCCUGCCACUAUCAGGGAGGAAAGGAUUAAAAUGUUAAUGGAGGCAGAAGCAGAAAUCAACAACAGGGAGGAAAGGAUUAAAAUGUUAAUGGAGGCAGAAGCCCAAAUGAAAGCGGUGGAAAAGGCGAAAAUACAAAAUGUUAUAUUCUUGCUACGAGAUCAUAAGAAUUUCGUUAAGUACUUUGAGCCAAGAGUGGCAUCACUCGGUCCUAUCCAUCAUGGCAACUCAAAGUACCAGCUAGGAGAGAAGUACAAGCUUCUAUUGGCGUCUAAGUUCAUCCGAUAUUGCAGUGGCAACAAUAAAAUCAAUUUAUACGAUCCUAUAAAUUGUUUAUAUGAGAAGAUUAAGAAGGAAAUCAAGGAUUUGAGGGAAUGCUUCGAGGAGAAGGUGACAACAAAGUAUGAUGAUGAGUCCCUCGCCUGGAUUUUGUUCGUGGACGGUUGCGCAAUACUACAAUACAUAUUUUGUGCUGCAAAUGACAAGUUCAAAGAGUUUAAUAUAAAAAACGACAGCGUAGCCUUUGCUCAACAGGAUUUAUUCUUGCUGGAGAACCAAGUUCCCUAUUGUCUCCUCAAAUUAUUGAUGAGCUCGAGCGGGAAGGAAGACGAGUUGAGAAAAUCGAUUGAAGGUUUCAUUCGAAACGUUACUUACCAAAAAACGAAGCCCCAACAAAACGUUAAAAAAGGAGAAAGCUCUCAUGAUUUGCAGCCAAAACCAAUAGAAACAGAGCCCACUCAUCUUCUCGACCUUCUGAGAACAAAACUCUUGGAUCCUCCACAAUCCUCUGGAAAGACACGUAGAUGUUCAUGGACAAGACUCUUGGGUGAUUGCCGCAAAUUCUUUGGAAAGAUGUGUAGAGAGAAACAAGAAGAGGACCCAGAUUGGCGAUCGUAUCGCAACGUGCAGGAGCUUAAAGCAGCAGGAAUCCAGCUGAAACGUAGCAAAAAUAGUUACUUGAGAAACGUAAGUUUCAGUAGACGAUUCGGUUUCUACCCCGGAUUCCUUUGGCUUCCUCCAAUUACAGUGGAUGACUCAACGGGCUCCAAGUUCAUGAACUUGAUAGCUUACGAAAUGUGUCUGGAUUUUAAAAACGACUUUGGCAUCAUCUCUUAUAUAUCCUUCCUGUUGGAUUCACUCAUCGAUGAACCCAACGACGUCAAAUAUAUGAGGAAGGCACGCGUACUCCAUCACUUCCUUGGCAGCGAUCAACAAGUGGUUGAGCUCUUCCAUGAGAUAGGCACCAACUUGGUGCCUAACCCCGAAUCGUACAAGGAUGUCAACUUCCAGAUUCAGGACUACUACAAAAACCAUAUGAUGAUCUGGACGGCUGAAGUCUUUAACAAAAGUUUUAGCAACCCCAUGAGUAUCGUGACUUUCCUGGGCACAGUAGUAUUUGCACUUGCUCUAACUUCCAUUCAGACUUGGUACGCAGUCUUCCCUUCCCCUGGCCCCUGCGAUGACGUCUGCAAGCUGAAAUUAGAAUGAAACUUAACACGAGAGAAUUUGUUUGCUGUUCAUUCCAAGGGCAUCUACCA